UUUUAGUUAGCAGAAACAAAACAAAACAAAAACCAAUCCUUUUUCCUUUCUUUCUUUUUCUCUCAGAAACAUUUCAUCAAACACCAUGUCAGCUCCACUACCACUAACCCUUUUCCUCUUCUGCGUUAUCAUCUUCUUCUUCCAUUGCUGCAUGUGCAAUGACUCAUCAUCAACAACAACCCUUCAAACCCUUAAGCCCAUCCUCCCAAACACAAGCCCAAGCCCAGGCCCAUCUCAUCCAUCAACAGCAACAAUCCCUGCAUUCCCUGAACAAUCUGAUGUCAAAGGUUGCCCCUUGACACUCUCAGAUGAACUCUUUGACGGUAUAAAGAAUGCUUGUGGAGGCGGUGGUGGUGGUGGUUCUGACAUGGAGCUCCACCGCACACGGUGCUGCCCUGUUCUUGCAUCAUGGUUAUACUCUGCAUAUUCUUCCACUGCAUUAACCCAUAGCCAUACCCACACAUCAUCAUCAUCAUAUGAGAUGCCAUUGUUACCAGAUGACUCAGAAACAUGUGUGAAUGACUUAGAGAAUGCACUGAAAGUGAGAGGGAUUCAGCUGAAAAGACCCAAUGAGACAUGUGAUCUUGUGUUCUGCUUCUGUGGGAUAAGGCUUCACCCUCUGAGUUGCCCAGAUGCAUUUUCAGUUAAUGAAAAUGGUGAACUUGUUGGGGAUAAAACUGUGAGAAGGUUAGAGAAGAAUUGCAUCAGUAGAACCAACAAUGUCAAUGGCUUCCCUGGUCUUGGUGGCUGCUCCAAGUGCUUGAACACACUCUACAGGCUUAACAAGAAAGCUUCAAAUUCAAGCAAAAUAGAAGACAGGACGGCCAAGAUCCACGACAAAGAUUGCGAGCUGAUGGGCUUGACAUGGCUUCUAGCUAAGAACACAACGACUUAUAUUCACACGGUUUCUGGGGUUCUUCGCGCUCUGAUGUUGAACCCUGAUGGCUCUAACCCCCAAUCAUGCACACUAAACAGUGAUGGAAUGCCACUUGCAGUUGAUUCGUCCGAACUCUCGGAUCACUCUACAUCAGCCAAACUCCAAGCACCCAUCUCUUCUUGUUUGUUAUUAUUUUGUUUUCUUCUAUUUGUUCAGCUUAAUGUGUUUUCCUUCUAGCUCAUAUCAGAACCAUGUAAGAUUGAGUGAUUGACAUUCAAACAUGAUAUUUUGUAGAUUAUGUUUGUAUGUUUUGGUGCUUAGGAAUGUAAUUUUUCUUGUUUAUUAACCAAUGAGAACAUUUUGUUACUCAUUCUGCCGGGUAAAUGGUUCAACACACGCCUCUGUAUUCUUGGAUCAAGUGUAGAUCCCACAUUUGAUGCAACAGUACAAGGGUGUGUAUUGAUUUAGUGUAUAACAAUACAAGUCUAAGAGUUGGUAUAGUUUUUUUGGUU
This is a messenger RNA of Arachis stenosperma, 1389 nucleotides long. RefSeq lists its product as uncharacterized. NCBI's taxonomy places the organism in Eukaryota, Viridiplantae, Streptophyta, Magnoliopsida, Fabales, Fabaceae. The coding region runs from base 86 to 1114 and encodes 342 amino acids. The transcript has 2 exons. The record is from RefSeq and is a predicted model, not a curated record.